UACUGUGGACAACAAAAUGCAGCCCUGCAGUUCUGAAAGUUCUUGGAAUAAACAAGUGUUUACUAUAAGUAACCUACAAAUAAAAUGUAUGGACAUGAAUAAUUGUAAUACAUAGUUCAGUCAUGAAACUCUAGAUGGCACAGGCUGAUGGGUCCUUAAUGCAAGCUGAUGAUAAUUACAGCAUUACUUGGUACAAGCUGAUUGGUCCAUGUUACUUCUGCAGCUAUUGAAAUUGCUCACACAUUAUUACAUUACUAUAGUAGUUUGCAGCGCGUUUCAGAGUUCCUCUAAAACCCUUCCCCAGCUCCACCUGAUCUGCUAUGGGUUAUUGAAAUAUAUAUUUGUGCAGCAGCACUAUGUUUUACAGCAGCGUAUCGGCGUAUGUUUUGGCAGUGGCAAGUUCCUGUACUUGUUUUACAGCAGCAGCAGCAGCAGAUCUAUUCCACCAAGACCAAAUACAUUAACAUUGUCAUAUCCAAUACCAUGCUAAAAAUCUUCCAAGAGUUGUCAUGAUUGAAAUGCAAUGUAUGCUACAGCUAUUUCAAGUUUUGUGAAGCAAUAUAGUAGGUUUUUGUGAGAAACAGAAUAGAAUUUAAUUACUGAUAAUUUUGCACUUUUACAACAUGCAAUUUUUGUCUGUUCUGCCAAGAGGAUAAUACAUAAACACCACAAUGUACAAUUAAUAAUUUUAUGCACAUUUAAAUGUUAUCCAUUUCCAUAUGUACAAAAAGCCCAAAAAGAUGCGUCCAUCCAUCAUAAAAAUAAUCCAUUCGCCUCCAGGGGGUUAAUAAAGGCCUUCUGAAGCAAAGCAAUGAGUUUUUGUAAGAAAAAUUUCCAUAUUUAAAACUUUAUAAACUAAAAUAAUUCAUUUCCAACAGUCACGAGUCCACUCAAUUCUCUUGUCCCCUAUAAUAUGCUACUCUUAGAAUCCUGUUUAAUAAUAAAACUAGUAGAUAGAAGUUAAAAAAAAUAAUAAUAAUAAAUUAAAAAAAAAAAAAGAUCAUUGUCAUUAGGCCACAUAUGUCUGCAAAGACUACUCGAUGAGUAGAAAAUCCACCGCCAAAUGCCCUCCGGAAAUCCAGUAGCUGUGAAUCUGGGUUCAGCUUUUCUAGUCCGACAACUUCUCUCUAAUUCAAACUCUCUGGAAACAGCCACAAACGGCCCGUAAAGUGUACCCACUAAGCCUAAAACCCACAAAAAAAUAAAACAAACAGGGGGGUUUACUUCCGUUGAUUCAUUGCCAUUCUAUUCCUGUAAAUAGACACAUAUUUUAUAAAGAAAAAAAGAUUUUUAUAGAAGUAUGUUUUCUUGUUUGUUUAUUUGUUGACCAAAACUGUAUUUUGUUUAGUAAAUGUUUGCAGAUAAAAUCAUUUAAGUAACAUACAUUUGAUUAAAUUGUAGUUACUCAGGAAAAAUGCAAUGCAUUUUUAACCUGCUAACACUGGCUGACAGGGGUGGGGUGGGUUGUAACACAUCUUUAAAGGAGACCUAUUAUGCAAAAUUCACUUUUAUAAGGUGUUUGAACACAGAUGUGUGUUCACAGUGUGUAAACAACCAACCUAUAAUGGUAAAAAUCCACCAAAUACUUUUUUAUAGUCCCAAUAAAUCAUUAUCAAUCUCUCCGAACAGGCUUUUUCAUAUUUCCCCCUAUAAACCCCGCCCAUGACUGGUGACCGAUCUGCCUUGUUAGCAUACCGCCCUGAGUGAGAAGCACAGAGACCGCCAUUUCUGUUUUUUUUAAAUUGUUCUGUCACAGGAGCACGGAGCUCCGCCCUCUUAGGCUGGGAGAAGCAGCUCAUUUGCAUUUAAAGGGACACACACACAAACAGUGCGCUUUUGCUCAACCCCAAAAAGUGGCAAUUUUAACAUGUUAUAAAAAAUGAUCUGUGGGGUAUUGUGAGCUAAAAUUUCACAUACAGACUCUGGGGACAUCAGAGAUUUAUUUUACAUCUCUUAAAAAGUGUUACAACGAUCCCCUUACAACUAAGAACAGUUUCUUUUUAAUAACUUUACUGAAUUCCUAGACAGUGGAAAAUAAAUACAGAUAAAUAUUGUCCUGGCCAGUGUUUUAAUGAGACCUCAGACAGCGAAAACUGAGUGCAGCUAAAGUCAAUGUGUUUUUCUUUUAGCAAAUCUGAGGGCAUAACAAAAUAAAAAUAUCCUGCUGUCUUGGCCUAUGUUUGACAUGGAGGAGGCAAGUUUAUUAACCAUUUUAGAAGAGACAAUCUAAUACAAGAAAUACAAGAGGCAGACAGAACUCAAGAUCCAAGUGUGCUGUUUCGAGUCAGGAAAAUAUUAAUGAAAUGAAAAAAAAAACAGCAGUCAAACAGGGUCAAACAGAGCACUGAAGAUUAUCCCAAAUUGUAUAGUAAGAAAAACACAAAAUACAGAUAAGGAAAAUGCACAUAAUAAACAAGAGAGUGUUUUAAGGCAUCAAUGUCAUUGGAUUUCAGCCAUUCUGGAUUUUGCUUUUUUGAUAAUGUUAUUAGCCUUUUGAUUUAACCCUCUACUGCACACAUGUUGAUGGCACAUGAAAAUAUAUAAUAUAUAUAUAUUCCACAUCAUUUUUUGGUUUAUUUGGGAACAUUUUAUUGAUAAAACAUUUUUUGACCCCCCCCCAUUUCAUUGCCUCAAUGGUACAGAAUCAGAGAAAAAAUUAUAAGACAAUGCUGAGAGAGCAAUGCAAAAUCACUUAAAAAAAAAAAAAAAAAUGUCAAGAAAUCAUUAAGUAAAAAGGGGAAAACGCUUUAAAGACAUUGAUAUAUUGAAUUUGAUACAUGCAUAAGUUUGUAUCAUGUAUGUAAUGUACUUCAUGUAAUAAGAUUUCACUGCAUACAAAACUUCAAAAAGCAGUUCUUCUCUGCUGUGAAAUAGAGGUGUAUGUUACAAUUUUUGCACAUCACUUUGGGUGUUCCUGUUCAACCCUGCAUCUUCCCUUCUUAUAACACAUUAUUGCCAAUGUGAGGUAUUGUCCAAAACAUCCUCGAAAAGUACACCCUAUCGCACAACGUUGCCCUGAGGCAACGAAAAGAAAACUGAAUUUCUGAACAUGCAAAAUAAAAAAAUAAAAAAACUUCAUAAAACUUGACAAAAGGCUUCUCUACACCUUCAUACACACAUAUUUUUUAUGUGCAGUUCAUGUCAUUUUAAAUAAGAUUACUAAAGCAAAAAUUCUUGCCUUCUUCUCACACCAUGUGCUCCUGUGACCAUGUGUCAGAACAGGACGUCAACACCUUUAAAUGGUGCUUGAUAGUGACUCCCACACCUUACUGGACUGUUCUUUGGUACUUUCACGACCUUUCUAAUUGUUUGUAAUCAUUUAAAGAAAAAUUUAUUAAACAUAGGGCCUAAGAAAACUUUCCGUUGUUGUUCUGUAGAGGGUUAAUUUGCAGCUCUAUUGCCCGUGACUUCCUUACUUCCUGUUCUAUUUUCUGAAGUGAGACAGAUACGUUUUUGUGACUUCCUUGAACUCAGUCACUCAGAGGCAAGACAUCGGUCACAUUAAUGAAAUGGAUGUAGUCUAUGGAAAUUCAGAUUACAUACGUUCAGCAACUUCAUCCAGUGACAAAUGCUCCCGAUACAAAGGUAACUCCACAGAAGAGCAAGAAAGAGAAGUAAUUUCUCCUAAGUGGACUAAAGUUCUUCUGAUUCUUCUGGGUUUCUCCCUUGUUUUUGCUCUCGGAGGUCUCUGCGCUCUCUGGGCACUUUAUAAUCAUAAACUUGCUGAUUUCGAAUCACUGAAUGAGCAGCACAUCAUGGUUUCAAAGCAACUGGCAGCUCAAGAGAUCGACAGCACAGCCCUGAAGAAACAGUUUAAUGAUCUUACAACCAGAUACAAAACACUCAGAGAAUGGCUGUCCUUUAAUGAUGCUCAGUCUUGUAAUCUGUCUGUGGGUGGCUGGAUAGCUUGUCGUGGAAAGCUGUAUUUAUUCAGCUCUGAUAAACUGAACUGGUCGAGCAGUCGAGAUGUCUGUCUUUCUAAAGGAGCCGAUCUGGUCACCAUAACCAGCAAAACAGAACAGGAUUUUCUGGUCUCUAAAGUUAAUGAGACGCACUGGAUUGGUCUCAAUGAUCUGGUCACUGAAGGACACUGGGUUUGGGUGAAUAACCAAACUCUCAAUGAAACUGGAGUACAGUUCUGGUUCAAUGGGGGGCCGAGUGAACCUGAUAACUGGAGAGUACAGGAUCCGUCUGGAGAGAACUGUGCUAGUCUGGGAGAUGGGAAUGGCAACUUUCAAUCUUGGUUUGAUGCUUCUUGUAAAAAAAAGAAGUUGUUUAUCUGUGAAAAGACAUAUUAAUUUAUCUCUAUCAGUUAUAUAUACACAGAACAAAAUCUAAUGUCAGCAUAUUUUGCCAGAUUUUUGUCUAUAUUUUGGAGGUAAACUCUUUUGGAUUUGCUUACUGUGGACAACAAAAUGCAGCCCUGCAGUUCUGAAAGUUCUUGGAAUAAACAAGCGUUUACUAUAAGUAACCUACAAAUAAAAUGUAUGGACAUGAAUAAUUGUAAUACAUAGUUCAGUCAUGAAACUCUAGAUGGCACAGGCUGAUGGGUCCUUAAUGCAAGCUGAUGAUAAUUACAGCAUUACUUGGUACAAGCUGAUUGGUCCAUGUUACUUCUGCAGCUAUUGAAAUUGCUCACACAUUAUUACAUUACUAUAGUAGUUUGCAGCGCGUUUCAGAGUUCCUCUAAAACCCUUCCCCAGCUCCACCUGAUCUGCUAUGGGUUAUUGAAAUAUAUAUUUGUGCAGCAGCACUAUGUUUUACAGCAGCGUAUCGGCGUAUGUUUUGGCAGUGGCAAGUUCCUGUACUUGUUUUACAGCAGCAGCAGCAGCAGAUCUAUUCCACCAAGACCAAAUACAUUAACAUUGUCAUAUCCAAUACCAUGCUAAAAAUCUUCCAAGAGUUGUCAUGAUUGAAAUGCAAUGUAUGCUACAGCUAUUUCAAGUUUUGUGAAGCAAUAUAGUAGGUUUUUGUGAGAAACAGAAUAGAAUUUAAUUACUGAUAAUUUUGCACUUUUACAACAUGCAAUUUUUGUCUGUUCUGCCAAGAGGAUAAUACAUAAACACCACAAUGUACAAUUAAUAAUUUUAUGCACAUUUAAAUGUUAUCCAUUUCCAUAUGUAUAAAAAGCCCAAAAAGAUGCGUCCAUCCAUCAUAAAAAUAAUCCAUUCGCCUCCAGGGGGUUAAUAAAGGCCUUCUGAAGCAAAGCAAUGGGUUUUUGUAAGAAAAAUUUCCAUAUUUAAAACUUUAUAAACUAAAAUAAUUCAUUUCCAACAGUCACGAGUCCACUCAAUUCUCUUGUCCCCUAUAAUAUGCUCCUCUUAGAAUCCUGUUUAAUAAUAAAACUAGUAGUUAGAAGUUAAAAAAAUAAUAAUAAUAAAUUAAAAAAAAAAAAAAAAUCAAAAGAUCAUUGUCAUUAGGCCACAUAUGUCUACAAAGACUACUCGAUGAGUAGAAAAUCCACCGCUAAAUGCCCUCUGGAAAUCCAGUAGCUGUGAAUCUGGGUUCAGCUUUUCUAGUCCGACAACUUCUCUCUAAUACAAACUCUCUGAAAACAGCCAAAACGGCCCGUAAAGCGUACCCAUUUCUGUUUUUUAAAAUUGUUCUGUCACAGGAGCACGGAGCUCCGCCCUCUUAGGCUGGGAGAAGCAGCUCAUUUGCAUUUAAAGGGACACACACACAAACAGUGCGCUUUUGCUCAACCCCAAAAAGUGGCAAUUUUAACAUGUUAUAAAAAAUGAUCUGUGGGGUAUUGUGAGCUAAAAUUUCACAUACAGACUCUGGGGACAUCAGAGAUUUAUUUUACAUCUCUUAAAAAGUGUUACAACGAUCCCCUUACAACUAAGAACAGUUUCUUUUUAAUAACUUUACUGAAUUCCUAGACAGUGGAAAAUAAAUACAGAUAAAUAUUGUCCUGGCCAGUGUUUUAAUGAGACCUCAGACAGCGAAAACUGAGUGCAGCUAAAGUCAAUGUGUUUUUCUUUUAGCAAAUCUGAGGGCAUAACAAAAUAAAAAUAUCCUGCUGUCUUGGCCUAUGUUUGACAUGGAGGAGGCAAGUUUAUUAACCAUUUUAGAAGAGACAAUCUAAUACAAGAAAUACAAGAGGCAGACAGAACUCAAGAUCCAAGUGUGCUGUUUCGAGUCAGGAAAAUAUUAAUGAAAUGAAAAAAAAACAGCAGUCAAACAGGGUCAAACAGAGCACUGAAGAUUAUCCCAAAUUGUAUAGUGAGAAAAACACAAAAUACAGAUAAGGAAAAUGCACAUAAUAAACAAGAAAGUGUUUUAAGGCAUCAUUGUCAUUGGAUUUCAGCCAUUCUGGAUUUUGCUUUUUUGAUAAUGUUAUUAGCCUUUUGAUUUAACCCUCUACUGCACACCUGUUGAUGGCACAUGAAAAUAUAUAAUAUAUAUAUUCCACAUCAUUUUUUGGUUUAUUUGGGAACAUUUUAUUGAUAAAACAUUUUUUUGACCCCCCCACCCCAAAAUAUUUUUUCAUUGCCUCAAUGGUACAGAAUCAGAGAAAAAAUUAUAAGACAAUGGUGAGAGAGCAAUGCAAAAUCACUUAAUGAUUUCUUGACAUUUUUUUUUUUUUUUUAAAGUAAAAAGGGGAAAACACUUUAAAGACAUUGAUAUAUUGAAUUUGAUACAUGCAUAAGUUUGUAUCAUGUAUGUAAUGUACUUCAUGUAAUAAGAUUUCACUGCAUACAAAACUUCAAAAAGCAGUUCUUCUCUGCUGUGAAAUAGAGGUGUAUGUUACAAUUUUUGCACAUCACUUUGGGUGUUCCUGUUCAACCCUGCAUCUUCCCUUCUUAUAACACAUUAUUGCCAAUGUGAGGUAUUGUCCAAAACAUCCUCGAAAAGUACACCCUAUCGCACAACGUUGCCCUGAGGCAACGAAAAGAAAACUGAAUUUCUGAACAUGCAAAAUAAAAAAAUAAAAAAAACUUCAUAAAACUUGACAAAAGGCUUCUCUACACCUUCAUACACACAUAUUUUUUAUGUGCAGUUCAUGUCAUUUUAAAUAAGAUUACUAAAGCAAAAAUUCUUGCCUUCUUCUCACACCAUGUGCUCUUGUGACCAUGUGUCAGAACAGGACGUCAACAC
Molecule: messenger RNA, 7101 nt
Organism: Ctenopharyngodon idella (grass carp)
Lineage: Eukaryota; Metazoa; Chordata; Actinopteri; Cypriniformes; Xenocyprididae
Product: CD209 antigen-like protein E
Exons: 7
Coding region: 3510-4298 (262 amino acids)
Source: RefSeq, a predicted model, not a curated record